Messenger RNA from Arabidopsis lyrata subsp. lyrata, 1248 nucleotides. RefSeq lists its product as uncharacterized. NCBI's taxonomy places the organism in Eukaryota, Viridiplantae, Streptophyta, Magnoliopsida, Brassicales, Brassicaceae. The coding region runs from base 369 to 1004 and encodes 211 amino acids. The record is from RefSeq and is a predicted model, not a curated record. The transcript is spliced from 8 exons.
CCAAAUAAGGACUUGGAUUAGUCUCUCGCCUUGCUGUUAGCUCACGACGAAGGUGUGUGGAUGAUUCUUUACGCAUCUUUCUCGCACACUCGUUUUUUGUUAAUAUCACCGCACCAACCGCUAAUAUCUUUCCACGUGUCAAAUAUCUGGACUAAGGCUUAUUAUUCCAAUACCACAACGCCAUGUCAUUCCUAUUAACAAAGGAAUGUAUCUGACGUGUCAGUUACUGAUUGGAUUACGGGCUACAGAUUUACACGACGUAUUCCACUGUCCUUGUAGAAAGCUCUUUUUAAGGAAACCCCCCCCCACUGACUCGAGACCCUUCGUUCGUUGCACACAAUCCUAACAAACUACCUAAUUCUUGGAUCAUGCAGAAUUUGAGACCCUUCGUUGCCAAGAAGAAUUACCGCGGAUGGAGAUCGAGUGGAAAUCGCCAGUCUCGCAGUUUCUCUUCAUCAUCACCUAGGGACCUACCAAAAAAUGAGUUGUCACCGAAGACUGAAGCAGCAUUGAAAGUUGGCCUCUUGGGUUUUGUGAUGUUUGAAACUGUGGCGACAGUGGUAGUUUUUCAAGACACUGAUUUGCCUUGGGAUGUUGCAGCCGAGAAGGGAAAACAAUUGGCACGUUACAGCGAAAUUAAUUAUUUCAAACCUAAUAAACAUCAAGUGGUGUUUUAUGAUGAUGAUUCCAGACAUCUACUCACAGACUUCACGGAUCAUGCAUCAAGUACAAUGGUGGUACCUCUUGCCGGUAGUUCUUAUAUGAAUAUUCAGAAAGGACAAAGGGCUCGAUGCAUGAGAGAGGCACUAGAUCGUGGAGCCGAGUUGAAAGAUCUUGCAGCCGCAACAGGGAAAAAAGUGGCAAUUUUAGUCGAUCUUAAUGUUUUCAAACCUAUUCAAGCUCAAGCGGUGUAUUACGAUGAUCUACCUGCUUUUUCCGGUUUCCCUGGUAUUAGCUUUGACUUCCCUCCGUUACCGUCUUUCGGGUUCCGGUUUCGCAAUUAGGCUUCCUCCAUUAUCGUUCCUCCCACCGUCGACUCAGUGAACGUGUCCCGUUGGAUAUGGAAUAAGCUCAUGCUAGUGUAUCAAUAAUGAAUAGUGGCUGUCCUCACAUGACUGCUUAAUCCCUUCCUUCUUCUUCUUCCUCUUCACUUCUCCAACAAGUUAUAUCGCUCAUUUAUGCUAAAUCGUGAUGUUUUGUAAUUCGUUUCACCAAUUUGAAGAUUCAAUUGAAGAAUUAUUUUCCUAA